Molecule: messenger RNA, 765 nt
Organism: Castor canadensis (American beaver)
Lineage: Eukaryota; Metazoa; Chordata; Mammalia; Rodentia; Castoridae
Product: olfactory receptor 10G2-like
Biological process (GO): G protein-coupled receptor signaling pathway
Cellular component (GO): membrane
Molecular function (GO): G protein-coupled receptor activity; olfactory receptor activity
Source: RefSeq, a predicted model, not a curated record
AUGAGAAGGAAUGCAAACACAUCUCUGGACACUGUGGUGACAGAUUUCAUUCUCCUGGGCUUGUCUCACCCCCCGAAUCUAAGAACCCUCCUCUUCCUGGUCUUCUUCUUCAUUUACAUCCUGACUCAGCUCGGGAACCUGCUCAUCCUACUCACCGUGUGCGCUGACCCCAAGCUCCACACCCGUCCCAUGUACAUUCUCCUAGGCGUGCUCUCAUUCCUAGACAUGUGGCUGUCCUCGGUCAUUGUUCCUCGAAUUAUGUUAAACUUCACUCCUGCCAGCAAGGCUCUCCCUUUUGGAGGCUGUGUGGCUCAAUUAUAUUUCUUUCACUUCCUGGGCAGUACCCAGUGCUUCCUCUACACCUUGAUGGCCUAUGACAGGUACCUGGCAAUAUGCCGGCCCCUGCACUACCCUGUGCUCAUGAGUAGGAGGCUCUGCACCAUCCUAGUGGCUGGAGCAUGGGUGGCCGGCUCCAUCCAUGGGUCUAUCCAGGCCACCCUCACCUUCCGCCUGCCCUACUGUGGGCCCAACCAAAUAGAUUACUUUAUCUGUGACAUCCCUGCAGUGUUGAGACUGGCCUAUGCUGACACAACAGUCAAUGAGCUGGUGACCUUUGUGGACAUCGGGGUAGUGGCCGCCAGUUGCUUCAUGCUCAUCCUGCUAUCCUAUGCCAGCAUCGUCCAUGCCAUUCUGAAGAUCUGCACUGCAGAUGGGAGACGCUGGGCCUUCUCCACCUGCGGGUCCCACCUGACCAACCAUUCAUGA